Messenger RNA from Puntigrus tetrazona (Sumatra barb), 1693 nucleotides. RefSeq names its product cysteinyl leukotriene receptor 2-like. The coding region runs from base 285 to 1418 and encodes 377 amino acids. Gene Ontology annotation, molecular function: A1 adenosine receptor binding; G protein-coupled UTP receptor activity. The transcript is spliced from 2 exons. Lineage: Eukaryota; Metazoa; Chordata; Actinopteri; Cypriniformes; Cyprinidae. Gene Ontology annotation, cellular component: plasma membrane. Gene Ontology annotation, biological process: G protein-coupled receptor signaling pathway. The record is from RefSeq and is a predicted model, not a curated record.
UAUUUAAAUGCAUACGCAAAGAUUAGUCAUUUUUAGGUCAGUUUUAUUACAGCUAUAUAUUAAUAGUUUAAUUAUCAGUUCAUUAAAUAUGCAACAUUGCUAAAAAAAUGAUACUAUUAAAUUUCUAAACAAAUGCCCGAGUUUGGUGCAAACUGUGCCACUGAAAAUGAAAUGUUUUCAGGAUGUGGUUGAAAGUAAACGUACAGAGUUCCUAUGUCGGGUGCACACCCCACCCACAAAGAGUUUACAUACGCACAACAUUCUGCAAGUAAAACGUCACGAAUAUGACUGCGAGUAAAGGAAUAAGCAUCAUGUCUAUGCAAGGGAACUUUACAAUCAAUUGCACCGAAGGAAAUAGUAUAGUCUGCAAUCAAAGUUGCACAUGCAUGAUACAACCUGAAGAAAGUCAUAAAACCAUCUUGCCUUGGCUCUAUCUGGCUUUGGCCAUUCUGGGCCUUCCAGCCAAUGGAAUAGUCUUGGUGGAUCUUUGGAGAUCAGAGAGGACACCCACUGUCAUCUUCACUUUGAACAUAAUCAUAUCAGACCUGCUGAUGUGCUGCAGUUUUUUCUUCAGAAUAGCCUACUACAAAGAAUACGACAACUGGCAAUCUGGAGCUCCAGCUUGCAAUGCAGCAGAGCUAAUCAUUUUUUCAUGCUUCUACAUAAACCUCUAUUGCAACAUGUGUUUCCUUUUGUGGACCAGCAUUAAUCGCUAUACCACAGUAGUAAAACCAGGCUACGCCUUAUUUCAGAUCUUCAAACAUACACAGUCUUGUUGGAUCCUCUGCUUUUGUACCUGGCUGGUUUUCAUCACAGUUGUGGGCACUAGCAUGGGGGUCAAAAUGAAUCUACAAAUGAAUGGGACCUGCUUUGACCAAGUUGUCAAUAGUUAUAUUCACUAUAAAGAUCAGUUCAAAACUAUCCACUCCUUAGGUGUGUUGACAUUCUUCUUCAUUUUGUGCUUGAUGCUGGUCAGCUAUAGCCUGCUGGUCUUCCAUCUGCAAAAGAUAAGGGGAGGAAGUCUAGUAGGUGCCGGAUUUGGGCCUGGAGGAGGUCUGAAGGUUCGCAGGAAGAUCCUGGCCUCGGUCAUAAUGUUUGUACUCUGCUUCCUACCCUACCAUGUGCAAAGGAUCAUCUUAUUAACAUCAGAGCAUAAAAACUGUCAGAAGGAGUACAGGAUUAAAACAGGCACCAUCUUCAUUGCAGCUCUCAGCUGCUGCCUGCAUCCUGUCCUCCAGCUGGUGUUUCGUUUGCGUUGCUGUCGGGCCAAUCGCAACCAAAGAGUCAAACCAAAGACUGAGAUCUCCAAGACCCUGGACACACCUCAAAUACAUACUAUAAAUGUGACAGAACAUGCUGAAGAGUCAAAUAAAAAUGAAACCAACAACCAACAUCAAAAUAUUGGGAAAUUAGAAUAAAAUUGGAUGUACCUUUGCAUUUCCUGUGUGAUACAAGCAGGAAGCUGUGAAGCAUGCUAACCUCAGGGAACUGUUUGCAUGUAUUACUGUUCACCAAAAGCAACACUUACGGCCAGUGUAUAAGGUAGUGUGGCAGCUCAGCAUAUAGUACAUACCACAACAGUGCUUAAAGAAUGUGUUGGAUAUUAAUGCCAACUAAACUUAAAGGCUUUGCAUUAAUGUUUUCGAUCUACUUUUGUAUCUAUUAACUUAUAGUAUUAAAUGUUGCACCAACA